UCAGCAGAAGAAGCCGUGCAAGCAAGACUCAACGCUGUGCCGCAGUUACCACCGGGUUUGCGGAGGCUUUAACGUUAACCGGGAGCCGCUCGACAAUAAGCACCUCGUACCUAUGUUUACCGUACAUGUUUACCGGUUUAGCUACGUUUUAACUGUGUAAACCGGACCGCAUGGAGUCGGCGUUCAAACGGUCGGUGAGGUGUUCAGCGGACAAGAGAUCAUCCAGCUAAUGUUAGCAAAAGCCGCAGCGGAUUGUAACAGUGUGGACGUGAGAGUGGAGAGAAGCUCGGUGCUCACUGACGGACACGGACGUUAACCUAAACAAUGGGCCUCAUAUUCGCCAAACUGUGGAGCUUCUUCUGCAACCAAGAGCACAAGGUGAUAAUCGUCGGACUAGAUAACGCCGGGAAAACCACCAUCCUCUACCAGUUUCUGAUGAACGAGGUCGUCCACACGUCGCCCACCAUCGGAAGCAACGUGGAAGAAAUAGUGGUGAAGAACACUCACUUCCUGAUGUGGGAUAUAGGAGGGCAGGAGUCUCUCCGGUCUUCCUGGAACACCUACUACUCCAAUACAGAGUUCAUCAUUCUGGUGGUGGACAGCACAGACAGAGAGAGGCUGGUCAUCUCUAAAGAGGAGCUCUACAGGAUGCUGGCUCAUGAGGACCUGAGGAAAGCAGCUGUGCUGAUAUUUGCCAACAAGCAGGAUAUGAAGGACUGUAUGUCCGCGGCGGAGAUCUCCAAAUACCUCACCCUGAGCUCCAUCAAAGACCACCCCUGGCACAUCCAGUCCUGCUGCGCUCUAACAGGAGAGGGUUUAUGCCAAGGUCUUGAGUGGAUGACCUCGAGGGCCGGACUCAGAUAGCCCCCCCCCCCCCUCGAUGGCCUGACUACCUGCACCGCCCACAUGGUGGCAACAACAGCUUGUCCUUAUCGACUUCUUCGUACUUUUUAUUAUUUGUUUUAAAUGACAAACUUGGACUUUGAGGAGCAUUGCUCCACAGCUGAGUUGUCACAGUGGAGCUGGUGUUUCUCCCGAAUGGACCACAGCUGAUGGACUGACCUGUUUAACUGGAACCAGAGCUUUUACAGUAAAGGAGGAGAAGAUCACCUCAGUGAGUUAAGAGUGUGUCCAAGUGCAAAGCAGGGCUGCACUGGACGUGAUUUACACUACACGCAUAUCAUGUCGCACCAUAUCAUAUAGCAAGAGAAUGCCAUAAACAUCACGUUGGUGCAGCUCUAUUAUUUUUGUACUUAUUGCCUCUAUAGAAGUUUGUUCAUGUUCAGGUAAAACAUUGACAAGCAAAGGGAUUACAAGCAGUAUUUUCAAACCAGCUUUGAUGGGAAUGGUGGCACAAGGGGAGUUUUUCAGAAUAAUGUUCUCAUCCUUUUUUUUUUUUUCGUUCUCAUUUCUAGCACAGACAUUAAUGUGUGUUCCACAUGAUUUCAGGUUCAUAAGCUACAUUGUUGGUGGUUAUUGUCACACUAGAACUUAUUGGUGCCGUAUUAAAAUGUGGUCAAAUAUACAUCUCUUCUUUAUUAACUUUGAGUCUGUACUUAUAUGUAAUUGAGCCAAAUGGUGUGAAAGGUUGUCAUGCAAACUUUUUUUUUUUUUUCUUAAAACUGACCCUUUAGCCAUUAAGUGUAAAAUGUUGGGAACAUCACUACUUCAAGUACAACACUCUGCUUUGAUAACAGUAUGUUAAAUUUAAACACUUCAAUUCUGCAUUCUGAUUUUUAUUUUAUUAUUUUCAUUUGUACUUUAUUUUAUUUUUCUAUCUUGUAUUAACAUGUGAUCAUUGGUGCUCUGCAGGCGUCUGUAACGGAUCCACUGCAUCCUCAUAUACAUAUAUAUAAACAUUUCAUUCAUCUCCAGCAACCAUUGUGACCCGUAUUCCUCUCUGAACAUUUUGUACACCACCAAACGUUUAUGGGGAAGGUGUUAUUUGUAAAAACAUCCUGGACUUCAGUGGUUUAUUAGCAUUACGAUAGUUCAAUAUUUUGGCCAGCAUGUAGUUUAAAUGCGUGAUCCUCAGCCUUAACCAAGCUGUCGUGAAUGAAUCUGACAGUCUGGCCAUGAUUUCUUUUUACCCUUGUUUCCUUCCCUUUGACCCGGUGUAAGAAUUCCUUGAACUCGGUGACAGAUCGAUGCACUCGUCACUUUGAAACCAUGUCUACCUUUUGCAACUUCCUUUAGUGGCCAAAAAGGAUGAGUUACAUGAGUUUCAUCGAGUCUGAAUCAAAACGGUGAAGAAGAACUUGGUGUCCAGCUUGGUCUUGGAGGGCCUUUGGGUCUCUAUACUUUGUGGGACAAGGUUUCUUUACAUGGAGAGGAAUAAGGGUGGGCUGGUCAGCCCCCAGACUCUUUGCAGCAUUGAGCUUGAUCUCAAGCAAAGAACUGAUUUCCAGUCUGUGUGGUGGUGUUCAGUCUGGGUCAUGUACUGUAUUUCAGUUUUUGUUUUCAAUAAAAACUUUCUUUUGAACUUUGAGCCUGAAAUGAUUUUCUUUUUUCAGCAUCUUUGAAAUAUACUUCUAGUUCAGGGUAAAAGGAAUACUCGACAUUUACUUACAAGGUUUGGCCAAAUGUCACCUUUCCUGCGUCCUUUUUCCUCUUUUUCAACAUGCUAUACCAAGACUUGUUUUCGACAUGCUAUACCAAGACUUUUUAUGAACAGAUUAUAUUAAGACUUUUUUAUGACGCUUAAGCGGAAGUUCAGUCAGGAAGACUGUCUUUACACUCCUUGUCAUUCAUAAUCUCUCGGUCUCUCUCUCCCUGUGAUUACUCUGUUUGUGGGCGUUCACUUUAAAUUAACCAACCAGGUAAAAAGAAAGUCCUGUCUAUAUGUAUGUUAAGUACGUUAUAAAAUGUAAAAAAAAAAGUUUAAAAAAGUCAAAAUAACAUGUCAAAAAAGCCCAUAAAAAAGUCAUAAAUGUCAAUAGUCAUGGUACGAUAUUUCAUGAAGUCAAAACAAGUGUCUCAAAAUGUCAUAAAAAAAGUCAGAGUAUAGCAGGCUGCAAAAAAAGUCAUAAAAAUGUCGUGAAACAAAUCAUAGCUGGAAAUGCUGAAAAGUCAUAAAAACAUUUUAACCUAGCAUAGUCAUAAUACAGUAUGCAAUAAAAAAAUAA
This is a messenger RNA of Anarrhichthys ocellatus (wolf-eel), 3125 nucleotides long. RefSeq names its product ADP-ribosylation factor-like 8 (gene arl8). Gene Ontology annotation, molecular function: GTPase activity; GTP binding. The coding region runs from base 325 to 864 and encodes 179 amino acids. The transcript is spliced from 6 exons. The record is from RefSeq and is a predicted model, not a curated record. NCBI's taxonomy places the organism in Eukaryota, Metazoa, Chordata, Actinopteri, Perciformes, Anarhichadidae.